AUGGAGAACAAAGAGGCAGGGCUCCCUCUGCCCACCCCACCCAGGGAGGGGCGGCUCCAGCCUGCGCUGGUGCUGGCGACACUGAGCGCGGCCUUCGGCUCGGCCUUCCAGUAUGGCUACAACAUCGCCGUGGUCAACACGCCACACAAGGUCUUGAAGUCAUUUUAUAAUGAAACCUACUUUGAGCGACACAGAACAUUCAUGGAUGAGAAGGCCCUGCUGCUCCUGUGGUCUUGCACCGUAUCCAUGUUCCCUCUGGGAGGCUUGCUGGGGUCGUUGAUUGUUGGCCUGCUGGUGGAUAAGUGUGGCAGGAAGGGAACUCUUCUGAUCAACAACAUCUUUGCCAUUGUUCCUGCCAUCCUGAUGGGAGUCAGCAAAGUGGCCAGGGCAUUCGAACUGAUCAUCUUUUCUCGAGUGGUGCUGGGAAUCUGUGCAGGCAUCUCCUACAGUGCCCUUCCCAUGUACCUGGGAGAACUGGCCCCCAAGCACCUGAGGGGCACGCUAGGAACAAUGACCGAGGUUUUCGUCAUCUUUGGGGUCUUCUUGGCGCAGAUCUUCAGCCUCCAGGCCAUCCUGGGCAACCCUACAGGUUGGCCUGUGCUCUUGGCACUCACAGGGGUCCCUGCGCUGCUUCAGCUCCUGUCCUUGCCUUUCUUCCCUGAGAGCCCCCGCUACACUCUGAUUCAGAAAGGAGAUGAAGUGACAGCCCGGCAAGCUCUGAGGAGGCUUCGAGGCCAUGCCUGGGACGUGGAGGCAGAGCUGGAGGACAUGCGGGUGGAGGGCCAGGCCGAGCAGGCCGAGGGCCGCCUGUCAGUGCUCAACCUCCUCACCUUCCGGGCCCUGCGCUGGCAGCUCAUCUCCAUCGUCGUGCUCAUGGCCGGCCAGCAGCUCUCCGGUAUCAACGCGAUCAACUACUACGCAGACACCAUCUACGCAUCUGCUGGGGUAGAGGCCACCCAGUCACAGUAUGUGACAGUGGGUGCUGGCGUGGUCAAUAUAGUGAUGACCGUCAUCUCGGCUGGCACCGUGGAGCGGCUCGGCAGGCGGCAGCUCCUGCUACUCGGAUACGGCAUCUGCGGUUCGGCCUGCGUGGUGCUCACAGUGGCACUCCUCUUCCAGAGCAAGGUGCCUGAGCUGUCUUACCUUGGCAUCAUCUGUGUCUUCACCUACAUCGCCGGACAUUCCAUUGGGCCCAGUCCUGUCCCCUCAGUGGUGAGGACCGAGAUCUUCCUGCAGUCCUCCAGGCCAGCAGCAUUCAUGGUGGACGGGGCAGUGCACUGGUUCACCAACUUCAUUGUGGGCUUCGUGUUCCCAUCCAUCCAGGAGGUCAUUGGUGCCUACAGUUUCAUCAUCUUUGCUGGAAUCUGCCUCCUCACUGCUGUUUACAUCUACAUGGUCAUUCCUGAGACCAAGGGCCAAACAUUUGUGGAAAUAAACCGUGUUUUUGCCAAAAGAAACAAGGUGGAGAUUCCAGAGAAAAAAGAAGAAAUCCCAGACGUUGGGCCCUGCGUGCCCUCCACACCUGCCAGGGAGACUUCCUUUUAA
Messenger RNA from Tupaia belangeri chinensis (Chinese tree shrew), 1545 nucleotides. It is a transcript of the gene SLC2A7, whose product is annotated as solute carrier family 2 member 7. Gene Ontology annotation, cellular component: plasma membrane. The record is from RefSeq and is a predicted model, not a curated record. Gene Ontology annotation, biological process: dehydroascorbic acid transport. Gene Ontology annotation, molecular function: D-glucose transmembrane transporter activity. The coding region runs from base 1 to 1545 and encodes 514 amino acids. The transcript is spliced from 12 exons. Lineage: Eukaryota; Metazoa; Chordata; Mammalia; Scandentia; Tupaiidae.